AAACUAGAAUUUAUAAAAGAAAGAAAACACUAAACACGAUAAUCGAAAUCUGAAGAUAGCUACAUCUGAAAAUUUAAUUUGAUUGUGCAAUUUUAAUUUAAAUGAUAAAAAAGUAUAAAAUAAAAUAAAAUAAAAUAAAAUAAAAGGAGAAGAGAGUAGGAGGAGGAGAUGAAGAGAGAAGAGAGAGGAACGAGGGAUGUGAGCAUGGAAGGUGGGGAGAUAAUGGAAACAGAGACGGCGAUUGAGCAGCAGCAGCAGCCGCAGGCGGCCUCCAACUCCAACUCUAACGCCGUACGCGACUUACUCACAAUGGCUCGGCAGCUUAUCAACCAAGGCAAGCCUUCUCAGGCUCUUCAAGCGGUUGUAAUGGCAAUGAGAACCACAGGAGGGGAUGAUGCUGUAUUUCAGUCCUUGCAUCGUGCUCGAGAAUUGUAUAAGAGUAGACUGCGAGAAAAUGCUGCUGUUGAUCAGUUAGCUUCUUUGUUUGCUGAGUGUGCAAUUGCCGAAGUUCAACCUUUAAAAACUGAACCUUCAGCGGAUUAUAGGGAUGACUCAUCACUUGUGCAUGAUGCUCAUGUGAGCUCUAUACUGGCUGAAACUGGUAGAACACAGAUUGUUUUGGAUGCAUUUUCAGAUGGGAGUAGCUUCAUCUGUUUACAGUGUGGCGGACUGGUUAGCAACCAUCGCAAAGAGGAGCACUAUACAUAUUGGUGUUGCCAAGUAUGAUGAGGUAUUGCAAAGAGUGGAUAUUUGUACUUUUGAAAUGAUAUUAUAGGUUUCAUGGCUGCGUAACAUUUUCCCUUCUAAUGUUACCUGAAGAGAAGUUGUUCCUCUGAAUUUAGUAUCUCUCACUCUCUCUCUCUCUCUCUUGAGAUUUACAUUUUGCUCAAUAUUGUUAAACUGUUGGAAUCUAUUCCCUUGUAUUAUAAGUUUACUACAAUGUUGUAAUCGUUUAAAGUAAAUCAAAUGUUUGUUCAGAAUAUCUAAAUGGUAAACGUUCCAGUUGUGAUAGCGUAAACAAUUGAGAUCAUUAUUUAUGAAUGAAAUUUACCCUAGUUUGGAUAAUUUAAA
This is a messenger RNA of Ziziphus jujuba (common jujube), 1071 nucleotides long. RefSeq lists its product as uncharacterized. The record is from RefSeq and is a predicted model, not a curated record. The transcript is spliced from 2 exons. Bases 169 to 726 code for a protein of 185 amino acids. NCBI's taxonomy places the organism in Eukaryota, Viridiplantae, Streptophyta, Magnoliopsida, Rosales, Rhamnaceae.